Molecule: messenger RNA, 2418 nt
Organism: Chara braunii
Lineage: Eukaryota; Viridiplantae; Streptophyta; Charophyceae; Charales; Characeae
Source: the annotation of a GenBank genome assembly
CGUAUGCAGAACAAAAGCUACAUGAGUUGUACGCCAACAACAUGUUGGAGUUUCGAGCGCCUUUCUACACACUCGAAACGGCACCGUCUCGUGGCAUUGACUGGCUGGCGCAUGCCGCAACCUCCGUCGGGCGGUCAGCAUCCGGGAGGGGGUGGAGGAGGAGACGAAGGAGACGGCGGAGGUGGCGGAGGAGACGGCUCACAGUUUGCCGAAAAGGGGACGGGCGAGACAUCGUCGGUAGAGAAGGCGUCCGGCGGAAAGGGGUCAGGCAGAAAGGACUCGGGCGGAAAGGGGUCGGGCGGGAAGGGGUCGGGCGGAAAGGGGUCGGGCGGAAAGCGUAGAACGUCCGGGAGUCUUCAGUAUAUGGAAACUGACCCUCACUGCGUAGGGAGUCGAGAUUUCGACAUGCGAGACGAGGCCACCCUGACGUCUGAUCAAGUGCGAGUAGAUUCGCACUUGUCUGCGAGGACUUUGUUUUCCGUUGCCGAGGACAGUCCAUCCCGCCGUGCGCAGCAGAGGUCUCCUGUGCUCAACACCUUGCUCCUGAAAGAGGGCGCGUCUUCGUUUUGCCUGGAGGGCGGGAUGUCUGCAUUGCGAAGAAGCGAAGGUGCGACCUUCGGUUCCCUCGGCUCGGGCGACUGCCACAAACUCCGAAUACAUUCGGAUUUGCUGACGUCGCCCUCCGCCAUAAGUGCUCCUCACGCAACAGUGCCGCGGGGCCAAGAAAAGCGUGCUGUACAUCGGGAAGAGGAGACUCAACGCUGGCAGUCUCGCAAAGUGUUGGAGACCGGGGGUAGCGAGUGUGAACGUCAUGCUUCGAAGGGUGCGUCCGUGGACACUGGCAGCGAGAGUGCAAGAGCUCGAGGGGAAAUGCAUGCUCUACAGCAGGGAGAGGAGACUCGACAAGGGCCGACUCGUGAAGACGUGAAGUGGCUCCACGCACGAGCGCUGGUGAUCGGGACGUCCGAAGAGGUUCUGCACAGUCGUGGAGAACCCGAGGUGGAAGGCGGUGAGGUGAAUGUCGACAUCCGGACGGAUCCACAGCGGAAAGAUGGUGAUUGUUCGCCCACCCAUUGCGGUGAAGAACAGGGUGGUCGACCGUCUGUCCUAAGCACCGCUCAGGGAAUGGCGCUUCAUGAAGCCAUAGAGUUGGGUGACGACUCGGCAGCCACCGAGUUGGUUAGCGACUCAGGCGUGGCCGAGAUGCAGAACGUUGAAUCGUCCGUGGAAGGCGGUGAGGUGACCGUCAGCAUCAAGAUGGAUCCAGAGCGGAAAGAUCAUGAUUCUCCGUCCACCCGUUGCGGUGCCGAACAGGGUGAUCGAGCAUCUGUCCUCAGUACCGGUCGGGAAAUGGUGCUUCAUGAACCCAUCGACUUGCCAAGCGACUCAGCUGCCACCGAGCUGGUUAGCGACAUAUCCGUGGCCGAGGUGCAGAACCUCGAAUCGUCCGUGGAUGUUGGCGCAGUGGCGCGACAGGAGGGCGAGUUCCCUCAAAAGGCUCCCGAGCACGCUGAGGCUACAUCAUGUUUUCGCGUUCCGUUGCCUACUGAGGAGCUUAGCGCUACGGACUUGAGAAUGUUGCGGAACGUCUCUGGAGAUUUCAGCAACGGCCACGAGGUGGUGUCCUCGGUUCGCAAAGGGGUCAGUUCAAUUCCGUUGAGCAGAAAAAGUCUUCAAACUCUUAUUCAAGGGGAAUGGCUUUCUGACGAGGUGGUGAAGUCGUACUUGGCCUUGCUUGCCAACGCUGCGGUGCCUGGGUGUCCCUCUCUUUACAUUUUCAGUCCCUUUUUGUAUACCAAGCUCGUCCGUGGCGGCUACCGACAUGAUAGGGUUGCGAAAUGGACAAAAGAUGUGGAUAUUUUCUCGUACGAGAUGGUCUUGAUUCCUGUCCAUAAACAUGGACUGCAUUGGACCCUAUUGUGUCUCCGAGAACAACUGCUGGAGUACUCCGACUCCCUCGUACAAGACGAUGGCGGUUUUUCUUCCGAUGUGAUUGCGAACUUCACGCAAUACCUCCGUGAGGAAGCAGUUUGUCAUUAUGGUCCAAAAACGAAAGUGGAUCUCCAGGAGCCCAAGGUGGUUGUUCGUGGUGUCCCUCAACAAUCGGACGGAUCGAGCUGCGGUGUUUCCAUGCUCGUCUUCGCUUCAUUUCUUGCACGCGGCUGUCCGCCACCAUUUUCGAUAGCCCAAAGCGACAUUCCAAACAUAUGGCUGAGGAGAUCGGUGGACAUACUCCAAGGCGCUGAAUGAUACCACUGUUGUUAAAAUACGCGUAGUUUUUUUUUCGAAAUGCCAUAAGCAGAAGUGCGAAUUUAUUCCCACUUGAUCUACUAGUCGGCCGGUUCAAGCUGUGAUGUUGUUUAAAUGAGGUACCAGAUUGCAGUGGACGCUUUGGUAAAGUAAACGCUUAGGUGUCGA